GGUCCGCAGGCCUUUCUCGCCCCGGCCGGCAGCCAGUUCGUGCGCGCUGGGGUCACCGCGAGCCGGUCCGCAGCGGGGUCACCGCGAUCCCCGGCGCAGACACAGAGGCCGCCCCCAGCCCCGCCGCCUCGUCGUCCCGCCCCCGCUGCACGCUCCCUUACCCCUCGGACCUCGCAGUGCCGCGGCGGACACUGCCCGAUCAGGGAAGUGAACGCGCAGAACUACAUUUCCCAGCGUCCCGCUCGCGCUGGAACUACACUUCCCGGGGGGCUCGGCGGUGCACCCGCCGGGGUCGCGGAUUGGAGGUUUCCGGUUGGAAAAGCCCCUUGGCGGCUAACUGGGGAGGACUGGAAGAAAUCUAGGAUGGAGCAAGCACUGCUGGCCCACCAUGUCUGUGAGAGAACCUAAAGGCGCCUCCAGGAGGAAGCAUCUGCAUCUUUUCCUUGUUUGUUUUUUUUUUUUUUUUUUGGAGGCAGGGUCUCGCUCUGUCACCCAGUGGGGAGUGCAGUGGUGCCAUGAACGCUCAUUGCAGCCUCAGGCUGGUCUCCGACUCCUGGGUUCAAAUGAUCCUCCUGUCCCAGCCUCCCAAAAUGCUGGAAUUACAGGCAUGAGUCACUGCGUCCGGCUGCUUUUCCAUUUUUCAUCGUAGCUCUAGAAUAUCCAGUACAACAUUGAACAGAACCAACUAGAACAUCCAGUGCAACGUUGAACAGUAUUAGCCAGAACAUCCAGUACAACGUUGAACAGAACCAACUAGAACAUCCAGUACAACGUGGAACAGAACCAGCUAGAACAUCCAGUACAAUGUGGAACAGAACCGGCUAGAAUAUCCAGUGCAACGUGGAUCAGAACCGGCUAGAACAUCCAGUGCAACGUGGAACAGAACCGGCUAGAACAUCCAGUGCAACUUUGAACAGAAGUGUUGAAAGCAGACACCCUUGCUUGUUUCCUAUUAUAGGGGAAAAACACUCAGUCUUUCACCGUUCUGUAGGAUGUUAGCUAGGGUUUUUUUAAAAUGCCCGUUAUCAAGUUGAGGAAAUUCCCUUUUAUUCCUAGAUUGUUGAGAGUUUUUGCCAUGAAUAGACGCUGGUUUUGCUAAAUGCCUUUUGCUGCAUCUAUUGAAAUAGUCACAUCGUUUUUGUUUUUUAUUAUACUGAUUUUCAGUGUUGAACCAAUCUUUCAUUCUUGGUAUAUAUUCCAUUUGGUCAUUUUACAAAAUCCUUUUUGUACGUUGCCAGAUUCAGCUUACUAACAUUUUUCUUAAACAGCUUUAUUAAGUUAUAAAGUGAUAUAGAAUAAACUGCAUGUAUUUAAACAAUUUGGUAAGUUUUCAUGAGUAACCACCUGCAAAACCAGUUUCAGGAGAAAAAGAGUUUUCUCAAGCCUUAAGAAUUUUUGUGUCUAUGUCUAUGGUACUACACACCAUAGGAAUAUUGGUGUGUAGCUCUGUUUUGUUUUUCCCUUGUGAUGUCUUUGUCUAGCUCUGGUAUGAGAAUAAUACUGGCUUCAUAGAAUAAGUUGGGAAGUAUUCCCUCUCAUCUAUUUUCUGAGAGAAUUUCUAAAGAAUUAUCCUUUCUUCUUUAAAUAUUUGAUGGAACUCACUAGUGGAGCCAUCCAUUCCCAGAUUUUCUCUGUGGGAAAAUUUUUAAUUAAUUAAUUUCUUUUUUUGAGACAGGGUCUCAUUGUGUUGCCCAGACUGGAACGCAGUGGUGGGAUGAUGGCUCACUGCAGCCUCAACCUCUCAGGAUCAAGCAUUUCUCCUGCCUCAGCCUCCCAAGUAGCUGGGAUUACAGGUGUAUGCCACCACACCUGGCUAAUUUUUUUAAUUUUGAAUUAUUAUGAGUACAUAGUAGGUGUAUACAUUUAUGGAUUACAUGAGAUAUUUUGAUAUAGAAUGCAUAUUAUAAUGCAAUGAUUAUUAUGCAAUGCAUAAAAAUCACAUCAGGGAAAAUGGGGUACCCUUAAGCAUUUAUCUUUUGUGUUACAAGCAAUCCAAUUAUACUUUUAGUUAUGUUAAAAUGUACAAUUAAAUUAUUUUUGAGUAUAUCCUGUUGUGCUAGAAAAUACUAGGUCUUAUUCUAACUAUUUUUUCUGCCAAAUGACCAUUUCCAUCCCCCACAGUGUCCCACUACCCUCCCAGCUGCUGGUAACCAUCUUUCUACUCUCUAUCACCAUGAGUUCAAUUGUUUUAAUUUUUGGCUCUCACAAAUAAGUGAGAAUAUGUGAAGUUUGUCUUCUCUGCCUCGCUUAUUUCACUUAACAUAAUGAUCUCCAGUUCCAUCCAUGUUGUUGCAAAUGACAGGAUCUCAUUCUUUUUUAUGGCUUCCUAGUACUCCAUUGUGUAUGUGUACCACAUUUUCUUUAUUCAUUAACCUGUUGUUUGACACUUCGGUUACUUCCAAAUCUUGGCUAUUGUGAAUAGUGCUGCAGUCAACAAGGGAGUGCAGACAGCUCUUGGAUAUACUGAUUUUCUUUCUUUCGGGUAUAUACCUAGGAGUGGGAUAGCUGCAUUGUAUGGUAGCUCUAUUUUUAUUUUUUUGAGGAACCUCCAAACUGUUCUCCAUAGUGGUUGUACUAAUUUACAUUCCCACCAAGAGUGUACCAGGGUUCCCUUUUCCCCAUAUCCUCACCAGCAUUUAUUAUUGCUUGUCUUUUGGAUAAAAGUCAUUUUAACUGGGGUGAGAUAAUAUCUCGUUGUAGUUUUGAUUUGCAUUUCUCUGAUGAUCAAUUAUAUUGUGUACCUUUUCAUAUACCUGUUUGCCAUUUGUAUGUCUUCUUUUGAGAAAUGUCUAUUCAGAUGUUUGGCACUUUAUUUUUUAUUUAUUUAUUUAUUUUUUUUUUGAGACAGGGUUUCACUCCUGUCAUCGAGGCUGGAGUGCAAUGGUGCAAUCUCGGCUCACUGCAACCUCCACCUCACGGGCUCAAGCAAUUCUGCUGCCUUAGCCCCCCAAGUAGCUGAGACUACAGAUGCAUGCCACCGCAUCCGGCUUACUUUUGAUAUGUUUUGUAGAGACGAGGUUUCACCAUGUUGCCCAGGCUAGUCUCCAACUCCUGGGCUCAUGCGAUCCACCCACCUCAGCCCUCCAAAAUGCUGGGAUUACAGACGUGAGCCAUCGUGCCUGGCCAUUUUGCACAUUUUUAAAUCUCAAAAGGCCAAUCUACAAUAGUGGUGUUAUCUGUAGGAGUAACUGGGGAAGUUGUGUGUCUUGUGACCAAUCCACAUCUUAGCAGAAUUCAGGCUCCUCUCCUCCCGCUAGCUUGGUGGUCUCUCAUAGGUUUUACAAAGGCAGUUGGGUUUUGGAAAAGGGCUAUCAUUUGAACUAUAACCUAAAUGUCUUCCAAAGUUAGCUUGGCCUAAGCCCAGGAAUAAUGAAGGCAUCUUGACAGCCAAAGGCGCGCAGAGUUGGGGGUUUGGUUAGAUUAGACCUCCCCCACUGCUAUAAUUUUCUCACUGAUAUAAUUUUUGCAAAGGCAGUUUCAUUACUGGUGUGGUUCUAUUUAUUUGUUUUUAACAUCUACUAUAGUUUCUCCUUUAUGAAGUUGGUUACUGUAUUAUUUGGUGCACUGAUAUUCAAAACUGUUAUUUAACCCUAUGAACUGCAGCUUUUAGCUUUACAAAGCGUCCUUUUUUGCUGUGCCUUCUGGUCUGAACCCUAUCUUGUUUGAUAUCAAAACCUCAGCACGCCUGCGUCUCUGCUGGGGUCGGACUCUGAGUCAGUUCUACAGGCCCUGGGAAACUGGGCGUCCAGGCUCCGAGGAUGGUACUGAACCUGGCGCAGCCGGGGGAGGGUGAACCAGGUGCCGCUGGCGGAGCCCCCUCCCAGCCUUCCUUUCCCGUCAGGCUGUGCCCCUCUCUAGAUCCGCUGCAGCUGGGAGCCAGGCCUGUAACGAGGGAGCCUUCUCCGAGGAUUGUGGGAGAUGUAGUUUUUCCGGCGCCUUCGCGUCCUGGCGCAUCGACGCAGGACGCACUUCCGCAUGCGCCGCACUCCCGGCCUUAGUCGGGUGCGCGCGUGCAGGGCUGUUUCCGGCUUAGACUCAGUGGACCGGAAUCUGGCCAGCGGGUGUACCUGGCUGAGUCUCUGUGGCCGCGGAGGCGCGGAGCUAAGCGGCUCGGAUUAUCGUGGGCAGACCAGAGACUUGACCAGCUAAACACUUCCGUCGGUCCGGGGCGUGGACGGGGCCAGAUCAGCCUCCUGCUCUCCCGAGUCAGGGCCACGGAAAGGCACAAAUCCAUCCGUGCGACUCCUGGUACCCAGACCGGGAGGUUGUCUAGUCACGCGCGGUCCGUGUUGGGCGAGAGCUGAGGAGCCGGCGUCCCUGCCAACGACUCAGCCCCGGGACGGUCAGGAGCCUGGGGCCCUGGUCCCGCACCUGUCUUCGGGCGGACGCAUCCCUCACGGUCUCUCCGCAGCCCGCGGGUCCUGCCCCCGCAGGCAGCGCGCGAACGUGGGCGUGGGGAUGGCCACCAGUUUCCGGACAGCUUCGUGCUGGGGAUUAUUGUCAUUCAAGGAUAUAUCUAUGGAGUUCACCUGGGAUGAAUGGCAGCUACUGGAUUCUACACAGAAGUACCUGUACAGAGAUGUGAUAUUGGAAAACUAUCAUAACCUGAUAUCAGUGGGGUAUCAUGGUACCAAGCCUGACUUAAUCUUCAAGUUGGAACAAGGAGAAGAUCCAUGGAUAAUAAAUGCCAAAAUUUCCAGGCAGAGCUGUCCAGAUGGCUGGGAAGAAUGGUACCAGAACAAUCAAGAUGAGCUUGAGAGUAUUGAAAGAAGCUAUGCUUGUAGUGUGUUGGGAAGACUUAAUCUGAGCAAAACCCAUGAUUCUUCAAGACACAGACUCUAUAACACACAUGGAAAAAGUUUGACACAAAACUCAGCUCCAAGCAGAAGUUAUUUAAGAAAGAAUCCUGAUAAGUUUCAUGGUUAUGAAGAACCAUAUUUUCUUAAGCAUCAAAGAGCUCAUAGCAUAGAAAAAAACUGUGUGUGUAGUGAAUGUGGGAAAGCUUUUCGUUGUAAGUCACAGCUCAUUGUACAUCUCAGAAUUCAUACAGGAGAGAGACCUUAUGAAUGCAGUAAAUGUGAAAGAGCCUUCAGUGCCAAGUCAAACCUUAAUGCUCAUCAGAGAGUUCAUACAGGAGAAAAACCCUACUCAUGUAGUGAGUGCGAGAAGGUCUUCUCUUUCAGGUCACAGCUCAUUGUCCAUCAGGAAAUUCACACAGGAGGGAAACCGUAUGGCUGCAGUGAAUGUGGGAAAGCCUACAGUUGGAAAUCACAGCUUCUUUUACACCAGAGAAGUCACACAGGAGUGAAACCGUAUGAAUGCAGCGAAUGUGGGAAAGCCUUUAGUUUGAAGUCUCCAUUCGUUGUACACCAGAGAACUCAUACAGGAGUGAAACCCCAUAAAUGCAGUGAAUGUGGGAAAGCCUUUAGGAGUAAGUCCUAUCUCCUUGUUCACAUCCGAAUGCAUACAGGAGAAAAACCCUAUCAAUGCAGUGAUUGUGGGAAAGCCUUCAAUAUGAAGACACAACUCAUUGUACAUCAGGGAGUUCACACAGGAAAUAAUCCUUAUCAAUGCGGUGAAUGUGGGAAAGCCUUUGGUAGGAAGGAACAGCUCACUGCACAUCUGAGAGCUCAUGCAGGAGAGAAGCCCUAUGGAUGCAGUGAAUGUGGGAAGGCUUUCAGCAGCAAGUCAUACCUUGUUAUACAUAGGAGAACACACACCGGAGAGAGACCCUAUGAAUGUAGUUUGUGUGAGAGAGCCUUUUGUGGAAAAUCACAGCUGAUUAUACAUCAGAGAACUCAUUCAACUGAGAAGCCCUAUGAAUGCAACGAAUGUGAAAAAGCCUACCCUAGGAAGGCAUCACUUCAGAUACACCAGAAAACUCAUUCGGGAGAGAAACCUUUUAAAUGCAGUGAAUGUGGAAAAGCCUUCACUCAGAAGUCAUCUCUCAGUGAACAUCAAAGAGUUCACACCGGAGAGAAACCAUGGAAAUGCUCUGAAUGUGGGAAAUCCUUCUGUUGGAAUUCAGGGCUUCGUAUACAUCGGAAGACUCAUAAAUGAGAAAUCAGAAUGAUGCAAUGUGAGAAACAUGUUCAGGAGACUUCGGAUAAUAUAGACAGGAUUUACAAGCAGGAGGCCCUAAAAUUACACUCAUGUCAAAAGAGAGGAGAGAGACCAACCAUGUUUGGGAUGAGUGUAAAAGCUUUCAGAAAUAAGUUACAAAUAUUUGUAGAUGAAAAUAACGGAAGGAAUGUGGAGCAAUAAAUAUCAAAUGUUGUAGUAUCAUCAUGAAGAUUCAGAGAAUUUACACUAGGAACACCUUAUAAGUUGAAUAAAUUAAGGAAGCAUUUUCCCAUUGAAAGUGUGUUCCAUGGAAAGUCACAUUCCAGAUUUGAAGCUGUGUUUUUGUAAAAUAAAAUCUUGGUAUGAACAGUUGACUUCAUGGUGGAGUAUAAAGUUGUUUUUUUAAAAAUAUGUAAAUAAUGUUCAGGAAAAACGCCGGGAACAGAUUCUUAAAGUUAACGGAUAUUUAAUGUGACUUUCCUGAGUUAACACUGAAUAGUAUUUCUAAAAUUUUUUGUACUUUAUUUUUUAAUGUAACUUGUUCUAUCUAUCUAUAUAUAUAUUUGAUAGUUUGUGGAAUAAUAUCCCCCAGUAUUUUCCAUAUUAAAUGCUAAUUAUCUUUUGAUUUCUUUUUCAUAAGCAGAUCUGGCAUUUAUUACAGGGCUGCCGCUUAAGAGAACUCAUUGUAAUGAAUGUUUAUUAUAUUUUGCAGUUCCAUGCCUGUUGUCCAUUGAUUGACAUGAGCACCCUUGUUUUCUCUGGAGAAAUACCUCCCCUCUCUGGGGUGCUUCCUGUGGUAGUGUCUUUCAGGUAUCCGUUCCACUAGCUACAGGUGAGCAUUUUACCCAUUGUUGGAUAAUGGUAAUCUCUUUUUCAGAAUUUUGAGUCUGUAAUUCAUUUGUACAUGAACCAGAAAAUGUGGGAACUCAUUCAUUCUUGUCCCAGAAUUCUGUUGAGAACAUCCAUUCAUUCUGGCUAAUUGAUUACAAGAAUAACUGUGGAUACGAUCCCUUUAGAACCUGCUUCUCUGAUCUGUGUGUUUCCUCACUUCUCAAUAAAAAUGUCUUUUGCUUUUU
Pan troglodytes (chimpanzee) is the source of this 7139-nucleotide messenger RNA. RefSeq names its product zinc finger protein 26 (gene ZNF26). Gene Ontology annotation, biological process: negative regulation of transcription by RNA polymerase II; regulation of cytokine production; regulation of immune system process. The coding region runs from base 4459 to 6060 and encodes 533 amino acids. Gene Ontology annotation, cellular component: nucleus; nucleoplasm. Lineage: Eukaryota; Metazoa; Chordata; Mammalia; Primates; Hominidae. Gene Ontology annotation, molecular function: RNA polymerase II cis-regulatory region sequence-specific DNA binding; DNA-binding transcription activator activity, RNA polymerase II-specific; DNA-binding transcription repressor activity, RNA polymerase II-specific. The record is from RefSeq and is a predicted model, not a curated record. The transcript is spliced from 5 exons.